UAAUAAAAAAAAUAGAAAAAUAGGGAAAUAGAAUAAUAUUAUUCGCGCCCUAAGUACCAAUUUUUGACGAUCUUCAACUCUUGUUUGCUUACAAGCUGCUCAUAAUGGCACCAUAGGGUCUCCAUAUUAUUGUCCCUUAACCCCUGCGGAAAUCAAGUCAUUCCAUCGAUCCCCGAAUCAGGAGAUAAGAAGGGAUCAACACCUUUUGCACUUGCAAAAGCCCCAGCAGUCAGCAGACCCAGCACGUCGAGCUAAGCCCACUAUUUCUGUCGCUCUACUUGGCGAGAAGCGAACGAGGAAGAGUAGCCUGCAUAUGAGGUGUUCGAUGAAUUGCUCCACUGAAGAUUUUUCAGCUCGUGCGCCACAACUAAUGGGUUUUUACGUAGAGCUCCUUGUGAUCAUCUUAUUUUUACGAUUUCGAUGAUUUGUCUAGGCGGGUCUAACUCUACGAUCCCGCGACAUCUCCGAGGCACACACAAUGGCAUUUACUUUCUUGAGAAGAGGCAUUGCAGUAACGUCAGGGGUCAACUCUCGUUUUCUGCCGAGGUUGGUCAGUGUUUGGUCAAGUGCGUCCGAAGUUGCUGAUAAGGGAAUCGAAAAGGGUCGGUCUGAGUUGGUUGAUAAUGGGCCUAAAACAGCUGCUCGCGGUUCGAACAGAGUGCAGCUUUCUCCAUUGUUUGCUGAUGGCAGGCCUUCAUUAGAUGGUUGUGCCAUUGAGGUUGUGGAUGACGACCCGUGGCAGGUCUCGGCUGCGUUGGCGCAGGCAUGGCAGGGUUCGAGGAGGUCGUCGGGAACAGAAAAUUUGACCGAAACAACAGAUGAGUAUGAGGAUCAUUCUUCAUCCGUUGAGGAAGAGGCCGACUUCAACGAGAUUGAUAACACGUGGAUAAGAGGCAAUCUCUUUCACAAAAUUGACGAGGCAUCCAAGGAGUUCGAAGAGUACAGUUCUGACUUCCAUAGGAAGAAAUCCCCAAAGCGGCGAGAAGAUCCAAAGGAAAGCAAGAAGAAGGAAGACCGAGGUUUAGCCACCAGAGAUGAAAAACUUCCCAAAGCUGCAAAGAAAAAGAAUGUGCCUUUUCUGCUGGAUGAAGCCGAAGUUGAUUGCACUUCAAGCAAAAAGAGGCUGAGGACUCCGACAUUUAAUCAACUCACAGGUCCUUACCAUGAACCGUUUUGCCUGGAUAUUUACAUAUCAAGGGCCUCUGUUCGUGCAUGUAUAGUUCACAGGGCGACGGGCAAAGUCGUCACUGUGGCACAUUCUAUUUCGAAAGACAUGAAGUUCGAUCUGGCUUCGACUAGAAAUACAACUGCUUGCACUGCAGUUGGCGAAAUUCUGGCUCAGCGAGCGUUGGCUGAUGACAUUCAUGACGUAAUUUACACGCUGAGGAUGGGGGAGAAAUUGGAGGGAAAGCUUAUGAUUGUGCUUCAGGUUGUUAUUGAUAAUGGGGUUAACGUGAAGGUGAGACUAAAGCAACGGAAAACAAAGAAAGCCAACCAUCAAGCCACAAUUUAAAGGCGGAGUCAUCAGCUCUCUAGUUGCGUGCACAUUAGAAUGGAAUUCUGCUGUGCUGGUGGCGACUGUUUAUGGGUAGAUGCAACUUUUGCUUAUAUGAUCUAGAGAAUGUUGCAUGACAUUGUAAGGCAUCACUAUUCUCCUGGAGAUGAGUUUUUG
This is a messenger RNA of Syzygium oleosum, 1672 nucleotides long. RefSeq lists its product as uncharacterized. Gene Ontology annotation, molecular function: 5S rRNA binding; structural constituent of ribosome. The transcript has a single exon. Gene Ontology annotation, cellular component: ribosome. Bases 479 to 1513 code for a protein of 344 amino acids. Gene Ontology annotation, biological process: translation. NCBI's taxonomy places the organism in Eukaryota, Viridiplantae, Streptophyta, Magnoliopsida, Myrtales, Myrtaceae. The record is from RefSeq and is a predicted model, not a curated record.